This is a messenger RNA of Polychytrium aggregatum, 1248 nucleotides long. RefSeq lists its product as uncharacterized. The transcript has a single exon. The record is from RefSeq and is a predicted model, not a curated record. NCBI's taxonomy places the organism in Eukaryota, Fungi, Chytridiomycota, Chytridiomycetes, Polychytriales. The coding region runs from base 79 to 936 and encodes 285 amino acids.
GGUUGCUAUUAGAACGAGCGAAAGGGAGCAGGGCAACAGCCCGUGACCCGGUGCUUCCUCAGAAGAAAGACAGAAAGCAUGGCUCCUUCCUUAUCAUCUAACGCUCAUCUUGGCCGGACGGCUCGACGGAUAUGUCAGGACGAGGACGACGAUGAGGACGACGAUUAUAACAACGGUGAUAACGACGAUGAAGGUGAAAGCGAGGACAAGGCUGGAGCCGGUGAUCGGAGCCUGGACCAGAACCUCGGCCGAGCACAGGACCACGACCAAAAGCCCGGCGCUGCCGAGAACCGCACUGGAUCUGCAGCCCGAGUCUGCUACGACCUGCUGUCCGAUCUGAUCGCGGCGGCUGUGGCCUCGAACAAGGAGAUGAGCCAAGAGAACGCCGAGGCACUCUCCGCUCCGAUCGUCAACAGUGCCCACAACGAUGAGUCCAUCGGCCGCCCGAUAUCGAUCCGCAGCCUUAUCGCCAGCGAGCCUGACCAAGUUGUCCACGAGAGUCUCGAUGGACCCAGCAGCGUCCCCUCCGAACGGCACAGCGAUGCGACGGCAGUGAAUGAACAAUCUGAUACGCGACAGUACAAGAAUCCUGUUACAAAUGCAAUGGUCAAAGGCGAUGCCGUUGGAAUCGCCGAUCUUGCUGCUCCGAAGAACACCGCUGGCAGCGACUGCGACACCGAGACGGAUCCAAACGGAAUCCAGAGCGACGCCCCGGCUGCUACCGCGACUGGCGAACGAGUCUGUGCUUCAGGCAGCGUUGAGUUGAAUCACACAACAAACGAAAGCAGCGAGGAUACUGUGUCGAGCCAAAGCACCCGCGUCACUCCCGGUGCCGCUGUGCUCCGACUCGUUGAUCAAGUCUGGCACGAGCCCUCAUUGGAGGAGGAGCCACAGCAGCUUCAGCAGUCCCUGAAGAGAAAGGCGCCGCCGCAGUGAUGCAGAUUGGCAAUGUGGGCUCGGCAAUGUCGAAGCAAGAGACGGCGCGCCCUGCCUGUUUUUCUCAGGAUUCCGAUUUGCGACAUCGAUGCGGCAUUCGACCACCACCACCGAUCCUGUGGCAGGGGAUCCGGCAAUAAAAAGCCACAGCUCAUGCACAAUGUGCUCCCGAGCCCCAUGCGAUCGUGUCUGCUCUGAAGGUUCAGAGGCAAGUAGAACGGCCAGUGUAGCGGAAGGGGCUAUUCAACGUAAACGUGAGGAGAGAGGAGCUUUUAUUGGCCCGGGAUUCUCGGCCAAGCGCGAGGACGUUAG